This is a messenger RNA of Myxocyprinus asiaticus (Chinese sucker), 3038 nucleotides long. RefSeq names its product DEAD-box helicase 19a (gene ddx19a). Bases 108 to 1550 code for a protein of 480 amino acids. NCBI's taxonomy places the organism in Eukaryota, Metazoa, Chordata, Actinopteri, Cypriniformes, Catostomidae. The transcript is spliced from 12 exons. Gene Ontology annotation, molecular function: RNA helicase activity; ATP binding; RNA binding. Gene Ontology annotation, biological process: poly(A)+ mRNA export from nucleus. Gene Ontology annotation, cellular component: nucleus; cytoplasmic stress granule. The record is from RefSeq and is a predicted model, not a curated record.
AGUUUGUGCGUCCACGCACGCGGAGCUGAGUAGAGUGAAACUAGUGGAUAGCCCGUCAGAAGAGUUAUCAAAACAGAUUUAUAAUUCACAUAAUUGCGUCUGGAGCCAUGGCAACCGACUCAUGGGCUCUUGCUGUGGACGAACAAGAGGCUACAACCAAGUCUAUUGGGAGUUUGCGGAUUAUGGAUGUGGGAGAUGCACCUGUUCUUUGCACUAAUGGAAGAACAAAACCCAUUGAUGAUGGUGACAAAUCCGAUGAAGAGGAGAAAGAGGACAAAGCCACACAGUCCCUCUUAAAUAAGCUGAUCAGAAGCAAUCUAGUCAACAACACAAACCAAGUGGAGGUUCUUCAGAGAGAUCCAAACUCCCCUCUAUAUUCAGUGAAGACCUUUGAGGAGCUGAGAUUGAAACCUCAGCUGCUCAAAGGCGUGUAUGAAAUGGGCUUCAACAGACCCUCUAAAAUCCAAGAGAAUGCACUUCCCAUGAUGCUUGCCGAACCACCUCAAAAUCUGAUCGCUCAGUCUCAGUCUGGUACCGGUAAAACGGCUGCCUUCGUGUUGGCCAUGCUCAGCCAUGUGGAUCCAGCCCUUAAAUGGACUCAGUGUUUGUGCAUUUCUCCCACUUAUGAGCUUGCUCUGCAGACGGGUAAAGUCAUUGAACAGAUGGGCAAAUUCUACCCAGAGGUCACUCUGGCGUAUGCUGUUCGUGGACACAGAAUGGAGCGUGGUAUUAAAAUCACAGAGCAAAUUGUCAUUGGCACACCCGGAACCGUUCUGGACUGGUGCAUCAAGCUGAAGCUCAUCGACCCAAAGAAGAUCAAAGUGUUUGUUUUGGAUGAGGCUGAUGUUAUGAUCGCCACACAGGGCCACCAGGACCAGAGCAUUCGCAUUCAGAGAAUGCUUCCCAAAGGCUGCCAGAUGUUACUUUUCUCUGCUACAUUUGAGGAGUCUGUGUGGAAGUUUGCAGAGCGGAUUGUGCCAGACCCCAACAUCAUCAAGCUCAAACGAGAAGAAGAGACCCUGGACACUAUCAAGCAGUAUUAUGUGCUCUGCAACAGCAAGGAGGACAAAUUCAAUGCACUCUGUAACAUUUAUGGAGCUAUCACUAUAGCACAAGCUAUGAUCUUCUGUCAUACUCGGAAAACAACCAACUGGCUUGCAGGGCAGAUGUCUAAAGAAGGCCACCAGGUGGCACUCCUCAGUGGUGAAAUGGUGGUCGAGCAAAGAGCUGCAGUUAUUGAACGUUUCAGAGAGGGCAAAGAGAAGGUUCUCAUCACUACUAAUGUCUGUGCAAGAGGUAUUGAUGUCGAACAGGUGUCCGUGGUGAUCAACUUUGACCUGCCUCUGGACAAAGACAACAAUCCAGACAAUGAGACAUACCUCCACAGGAUCGGUAGAACAGGACGAUUUGGCAAGAGAGGGCUUGCCAUCAACAUGGUGGACAGCCAGCGCAGCAUGGAGAUUCUCAAGACAAUUGAAAGGCAUUUUAAUAAGAAAAUUCUGAGGCUGGAUACAGAUGAUCUUGAUGAAAUCGAAAAGAUCUCCAACUGAAGUAACGAAGACCCAAAAUGCACUCCACGUUACGUCAUCAAAAUCAGUUCUGCUGUUACCUCGUUAGAUUUCAUGCUUGAUUAAACAACAUUGGUGCCACACUUUGUAUGUGAAAGCUAGUGUUGCAAAGACAGAUGUUUACAUUAAUUACAGACUUUAACACUUUAACUCUAAUCUUUAUGCCAAAUAGUUUUGAUUCCAAGCUAAUAGUUGUUACAGGAGGAAUCCGUUUGCGUUUAAAAGAGUGUCUUGCUAUAUUUCCAUUAGAAGUGAACCACUGUUACUAUACUAAUUCCUAUAUUUUGUCUUGUUUUCUGAUUUUAUGUAGUCAUUUUGUCUGUUAGCUAAUGGACUAAUGAAGCAUAUGUUGCGUUGUGUUGCACUGUUAAAUAAUUAGUCUACCUUUUGGUCUUAAAUGUGAAUAUAAUUACAACUGACUUAAAUAUAUAAGCUAUGAAAGCAUACGUUAGGAAGAGGAGCGGACAAAGAUCUUAGUGUGCGUACAAAUUGGCACCAAAUUAUAAGGUACAGAAAUGACCAGUCCCAAAACACUAACAUUCCUCAAGCGCACUUUAGAUUAUAAAACACGAUAGACCAUUAUCUUGAUGUUUAACAAAAAACAUUGUACUUAAAUGGCACACCAAGCUUUGGAUUUUUUUUUUAAUUUUAUUUUGACAAUAUAAUCCAAAAUUCCUCUCGAGUUAUUUUGAGGUUUAGAAAGGAAACUGUUAAAGUUAAGAAGACCAAAAAUAGUUUUUUAGUUGAAAGUUGAAAAGUUGAGUUUUAGUUGAAAUGUGAAUUUCUCUUAACACUGGCUAGCAUGUUCUGUUUCGUUGCAGGAAAUGCAGCACUUUUACCAAGUGCAAUUAGGUACUGAAAGGUAAUAUAGCUAUAUUGUUAGAAAAUGAUUGCAAUGCUGCUGUUUACAAAAACCAAAAUCAUUUUACUUUUGUUUGUUCAAUUUUUGCUGCUCAAAGUAAUGCACUUUGGUUGACUGAAACUUUGCAUUUGCAAGUGCUGUGAGUGAAGUUUAUUAGUUUAAAAUGUAAUACUUGAUAACAGUUUUCUGCAGCAUUUGAGUUUCUUUUUUUGCACAUUUGCUGCAUUUGUUUUAUAGUUGUUUCUUAGCUAUUCUUAUAAUAAUAAAGAUCUUUUUGGUGUAUCCAUAAUAUUCACUUUCAUGCAACAUCUGUUAUAUUCUUAUGUACACAGUUUCAGAUGAGCUGUGUUCUAGAUUCAUAUCAGUACUUUCAUUCUUGCGCUGUAUUUUCUGUAACUUCUCUACCGGUUUUUCCUACGCACUCUGCAAAAGACUCCAAAAAAUGAUUUGUUAGGUUGUAGGCAUUUAUGUACAUUUGACUUGCAAUCUGUGAGGUUACAUCUUAUGAAAGCAUUUCUGGGUUCAUGUUUAUACUCAAAAUCUAAUUUAAAUGAUUGAUCCGUGUUCAGUACAAGUUCAGUUGGCAUUAUUUGUGGCAUAAUGUUGAU